AUGCUCCGCCUCCGAGAGUGCGUCGUUUCCCAUCUCCUCUCUUCACCCUCCAACUCUGCUACCUCCCCACUCCGCCGUCUCCUCUCGGCCACUGCGUCGGCCCCCAUUUCCCCAAAUCCCUGUGGCUUCGCCGUGGAAGAGUACCUCGUCGCCACCUGCGGCCUCACCCGGGUCCAAGCCCUCAAGGCCUCCAAGAAGCUCGCCCACCUCAAGACCCCCGACAAGCCGAACGCCGUCCUCGCCUUCCUCUCCGGCCUCGGCCUCUCCGGCGCCGACGUCGCCGCCGUCGUCGGCAAAGAUCCGCUGUUACUCUGCACCAAAGUGGACCAAACACUGGCCCCUAAGGUCGUCGAGCUCACUGGCCUAGGUCUCUCGCCUCCUGAGAUCGCCCGCCUCGUCUCCCUCACCCCGGACCGCUUCCGGCGUAGAGCCAUAGUCUCCAGGCUGCACUACUUCCUGCCCCUCUUCGGCUCCUUCCACAGCUUCCUCCGGCUGCUCAAGCGCUCAUCCCGCCUUCUGUCGUCGGACCUUGAUAAGUUGGUCAAGCCCAAUGUUGCCUUCCUGAGGGAGUGCGGGCUAGGUGCUUGUGAUAUUGCCAAGCUGUGUAUCGCUGUGCCGAGGAUGCUGACCACCAACCCGGAACGCGUCCGCGCAAUGGUGGCAUGUGCUGAAAGAUUAGGUGUACCUCGUGGCGCUGGGAUGUUCAGGCAAGCGCUACGGGCUGUCGCGUUUCUCAACGAGGAGAAGAUUGCCGGCAAAGUGGACUACUUGAAGAAUACGCUCAGGUGGUCUGAUGCCGAAGCGAGCAUUGCUGUGUCUAAAGCUCCGCUGCUGCUGUGGAGGUCAAAGGACAUGCUGCAGAGCAAGUCAGAGUUCCUGGUGUCUGAGGUGGGGUUGGAACCCACGCUCAUUGCUCAUCGCCCGAUAAUGCUCACUUACAGCCUGGAGGGCCGGCUCAGGCCCCGGCACUACGUUCUAAAGUUUGUCAAGGCAAAUGGGUUGCUAGAUCGCGAUCGGAGCUACAUCUCUGCAGUCGAUUUGACCGAGAAUGUUUUUGUGGACAAGUUCGUGCGCCCUCACAUUGAAGUUGCGCCGCACCUUGCUGAAGACUAUGCGGCUGCUUGCCGAGGAGAAGUACCCAGUAGGUUCAUAUUUCAUUGA
Triticum turgidum subsp. durum (durum wheat) is the source of this 1161-nucleotide messenger RNA. NCBI's taxonomy places the organism in Eukaryota, Viridiplantae, Streptophyta, Magnoliopsida, Poales, Poaceae. The record is from the annotation of a GenBank genome assembly.